AUGAUGAUGACUGCUCCACGAUUGGGUCUUCUGUUCGCUUUCCUCGCCUGCGUUCUGGGCGUGAGCCGGGCGUUUGUGCCAUCCGCUUCCUUGGUGGCUUCCCCCACCACCAGCGCUCCGGCACCCAAGUUUGCGCGCACUGCUUCCUACACCUCUUCCGAACUGCACGCCAUAUUUCCGGACGUUUCUCUGACGACGGCUGCGUCUACUUUGGAUCCCACCACGAUCCUGUCGGAUUUAUUUUCCGGGCUCAUCAAUACGCCCGCCAUUCUCGCCGUUCCAAUUGUGGCCGCUCUGGGACUCGCUUCACUCAUUGCUUUUUUGAUUGUGGCCUACGCCACUCCAGCCGAACCGGACGAUUGA
Messenger RNA from Phaeodactylum tricornutum CCAP 1055/1, 363 nucleotides. RefSeq lists its product with no specific name. The transcript has a single exon. The coding region runs from base 1 to 363 and encodes 120 amino acids. Lineage: Eukaryota; Bacillariophyta; Bacillariophyceae; Surirellales; Neidiaceae. The record is from RefSeq and is a predicted model, not a curated record.